Pseudovirgaria hyperparasitica is the source of this 774-nucleotide messenger RNA. RefSeq lists its product as uncharacterized. The coding region runs from base 1 to 774 and encodes 257 amino acids. The transcript is spliced from 2 exons. The record is from RefSeq and is a predicted model, not a curated record. Lineage: Eukaryota; Fungi; Ascomycota; Dothideomycetes; Acrospermales; Acrospermaceae.
AUGCCGUCAUUACAAAAAGAUGGCACCCCUUGGAUGAAGCGAAUUUUGCUCCCGCUCUGGGCUGUCCGCAUGGUCAUAACCGGCAUCCUCAUAGUCGUAACCAUCAUCGCCCUCUCUGUAUCAGCGCGCGAACUAAGCCAAAACGAUGACGGCUACAUCGGCGACGACAUAAAUGGAAACGGAGUCUACGUAAAUUGGAAGGUAGCCUUAGGUGUCUCCGUAGCCUUCUUCCUAAUCAUGCUCAUCGUCUUCCUCCUUGAUAUCCUCUCGGUAAUCAAAUUCCUCCGCCACAGCCUGACCCCUAAAUGGCUCGUCGUAGUCAACUCAAUCCAAACGACCAUCUGGAUGGUACAGGUCGGCCUUGAAAUUUGGGAUACCACGCGCGGCGCCGGCGCCGGCGGCCUUGUCGGGUCCAUCAUCGUCCUAGCAUUCUUCGUCCUGAUGCUAAUAUACGCCAUCAUCACAAAGCGGAAGCAGAAAAAGGGCGCUUUCAGGGGCGCGUACCAGCCAGCGCAUAAUCCGGCUGCGCCGCAGGGUUGGCAAAGUCAGGGCUUUAUGCAUGGCCAGCAGGGCCAGCAGCCUUACCAGACAGGGGCAUACGAACCUUAUGGCGGUGCCGGCGGGCAUGAGCUGGGGCAGCAGAACCCGGUGCCGGUGUAUGGGGCUGCGGGAGAGUAUUAUGCGGGGACGGCGUACAAGAGUCCGGCGGUUGAGCAUGAGGCGAGUGCGGCGCCGGAGUAUUCGCAGCCGGUGCAACCUAGGCAAGGUGUUUGA